AUGAAUAGAAGAAAAUCUCGCAACAAGAUCGACUCUCUGUUAGCUCAAGAUGGAACUUGGGGUACUGAUAGGGAUUCCCUCUCAUCCCUCCUCAACAACCACUUUCAGAAGAUUAUGACUACCUCAACUCCAGCAGAUAGCCAUCACUUUCUUCAGCAUAUUCCUCAGUGCAUAACAGAUGAGCACAAUCAAGAACUUGAGGCGAUACCAACUGACCAGGAAAUACAUCAAGCUUUAAUGACAAUGGAGCCUUGGACAUCACCAGGAUCAGACAGAUUUCCUCCUGACUUCUAUCAAACUCAAUGGAAGCUGGUGAAAGAUGAUGUCUGCAAAAUGAUCAAGUUCUUCUUUCACUCCGGGUUUUUUUCAAGCAGAAGAGUAAUAUCCGAGAACACUUGUCUAGUGAAGGAGAUUGUUCAAGCUACGAAAAGAAAGGAAGGUAUGACCAGUCAUCUUGCACUCAAAAUGGACAUGUACAAGGCGUUUGAUCGAUUGGAAUGGAGUUUCUUGUUGGACAUUCUCAAGCAAUUUGGUUUUUCGGAGAAAUUUCGACAGUUAAUCUCCCAAUGCAUCUCAAUUACUCAAAUUGAAAUACUGCUCAAUGGCUGUGAAACAUCAUCUUUCAAGUCUUCUCGUGCUAUAAGGCAAGGUGAUCCCUUGUCACUGUACUUAUUUAUAUUGGCUAUGGAAUCUUUUUCGAGAUAUAUGGCAUAG
This is a messenger RNA of Papaver somniferum (opium poppy), 714 nucleotides long. RefSeq lists its product as uncharacterized. Bases 1 to 714 code for a protein of 237 amino acids. The transcript is spliced from 2 exons. NCBI's taxonomy places the organism in Eukaryota, Viridiplantae, Streptophyta, Magnoliopsida, Ranunculales, Papaveraceae. The record is from RefSeq and is a predicted model, not a curated record.